AUGUAUCCAAAGCACGCACUGCGCCUUUGCGCAGCAUCCAGCAGAAUAUCUCAAUCAGGAGUACCAGCACGACUCCCCUCUGCCCACGUCCUAAACCCAGUCUCCAUCUCCGCUACAACACGAACCAAGAGACAGGCAUACUCGGCCAUCUCCGGGGAUGCCAGUCCCCUAACAUUCACCUUAUCAAACCGCCUCGCAGGCCGCUCCUGCAUGAUCACGGGGGGAACCUCGGGCAUCGGCUUCGCGAUCGCCGAACGCUUCCUGCAAGAAGGCAUCGACCAAGUGAUCCUGGUCGGACGGUCCUACGAGCGCCUGGUCAAAGCAGCCUCCAAACUCGAGAGUCCAUCCAGCCCCUCAGAAGCACCAAACCUCUCGCUCACCGCUGCCCCAGAGCACGAGCUAAUCCGCUCCUCCCACCGCAUCAGCCUCCUAGUAGGCGACGUAUCCAACGCAGGGACCUGGACCCGCGAACUAGAGAAAGCAAUCCAAACAACCAACCCAACCCACCUGAUCAACGCAGCGGGCCUCUCCAUCUCAAGCAUCCUCCCGAAAUCCGAACCAGCAGAUAUCUCCCGCAUCCUAGACACGAACCUCCAAGGCGCGAUCCUCACGACGCGCGCCUUCCUGCGCGCCACGAUCCGCAACCACAUGAAGCAGAAGCAGAAGCAGCAGCAACGCCCCAGUAGCUCCCCUGACAGCACCGCAGAACCAAACCACCAGCACCAACACCAGCUGCAGCCGCCGACCUCGAAAAGCAUCAUCAACGUCGCGUCCCUGCUGGCGCACAAGGGUGGCACGGGCGCCGUCGCCUAUGCCGCCUCCAAGGCGGGACUCCUGGGAUUGACCCGGUCCGUGGCGGUGGAGACGGCGGCGUCGAUGCGCGGGGUGCUUGUGCGGUCGAAUGCUAUUGUGCCUGGGUAUGUGGAGACGCCGAUGAUCGCGGAUUUCAGCGAGGGGGAAACUACCCGGUUGAAGCAGAGUAUCCCGCUGGGCCGGUUCGGGUUACCCCGUGAGGUGGCGGAUGCGGCAGUGUUUCUGGCGCUGAAUGAGUAUGCGAAUAAUUGUGUGCUGAAUCUGGAUGGCGGGUUGAGUGCGGUUUGA
This is a messenger RNA of Aspergillus homomorphus CBS 101889, 1101 nucleotides long. Its product is annotated as SDR family NAD(P)-dependent oxidoreductase. The transcript has 3 exons. Lineage: Eukaryota; Fungi; Ascomycota; Eurotiomycetes; Eurotiales; Aspergillaceae. The record is from RefSeq and is a predicted model, not a curated record. Gene Ontology annotation, molecular function: oxidoreductase activity, acting on the CH-OH group of donors, NAD or NADP as acceptor. The coding region runs from base 1 to 1101 and encodes 366 amino acids.